This is a messenger RNA of Penaeus vannamei (Pacific white shrimp), 324 nucleotides long. The record is from RefSeq and is a predicted model, not a curated record. Lineage: Eukaryota; Metazoa; Arthropoda; Malacostraca; Decapoda; Penaeidae.
UAUGAAUGGGCGAAGGUAAAUCCAACCACAGUGCAGGUCAACUUAUCCUCCUGUUGCGUCGUGCCACAGGAGUUCACAACGUUCGCUCAGAAACAUGACAUCCGGAUCUUAACACACAAUGAUCCAGCCGGGAAGUAUUACCUCUGUAGUUUAAGAGGUAUGCGAAAACCCAUAGUUGAUGAGGUUGUUGUGACAAAAUUGGCAAAAGAAAUUGUGGACGAGGAGGUGUGGAGUGGGUGGCUGGCAAGGCACCGAGCAAUCCAGCGGUGUUUCGGCUUGAUACAAGACAAGGGCGACACGCUUGCCCUUGCCGGUGAUGGUUAG